Talaromyces rugulosus is the source of this 1023-nucleotide messenger RNA. RefSeq lists its product as uncharacterized. Bases 1 to 1023 code for a protein of 340 amino acids. The transcript has a single exon. The record is from RefSeq and is a predicted model, not a curated record. NCBI's taxonomy places the organism in Eukaryota, Fungi, Ascomycota, Eurotiomycetes, Eurotiales, Trichocomaceae.
AUGACCCGACCUACGGCCGCCCUGGGAGUCUUUCUCUUCAUUUGGCCCUUUAUUUCCUCUGGCUUCAAGUUCAGCCCAUUGAGCGACCACAACCUGGUUCCCGGCCAAGUAAUCACGCUGAACUGGACGCCUUCUGGCACUGGGCAAAUAGGCCUAGAGAUAAUCAGAGUGAACAAUGAGCACAGCGCUGAAUCUAUAGUAGACAACACCAACAACACAGGCACGUGGCGUUGGAGAGUGUCAAAAGCUCUACGUGUCGAUACCGAAUACUUUAUUCAGAUUUUUAGCUACCAUGAUUACGGAACCUCUGAUACGUUUUGGAUCAAUGACCCGCCAAAUUCCAGGUCCGACUCUACGUCUUUGGCAUCCGCUACGACAGAUGGACCGUCAGAAUCGACGACGAUGCUAACAUCGACACUAACCACGUUGACAACGGCGGUAUCAGCUGCAGGAUAUAUCCCUACUACGACAACAGCAAUUCCAACAGCUACGUCACCGACGUCCUCAUCUCCCGAUGCAGUUUAUAACGGGCUAUCAUCUUCGAGGCGAACGGCCCUUGCCAUCUGUCUCGCGCUCGGCCUCCCGCUCACUUGCAUCGGCUUACUAUUUCGAUACUAUGCCUGGCGCUAUCCGCGGCGACCAGAAACGGAAGAGAGAGCAGCUCCUACAUUUUUCCAGUGGCUGAUCCGGCGUGACCACUUGCCACCAGGGCCAGAGAACCCUACCGAUACCACUAGAGAAAAGCGGGCCAGCGAAUAUACCGUCCAUAGCACGGCGGUAUCUCAAGGCAUUAGAAGCUCGCUGGCUACGCAGGAUACUAGCAUGUGGCACUACAAACCGGAACUUCCAGGAUCUGACCCGACGCGCGAGUCGAGCACACAGUUUCUUGCGCCGGUGGAAUUACCCGCAUGGGGCCCAGAUGAGUUGGAUCCCUCAGGCAAGUCAGAAACCGAGGGGCAGAGAGAAAUACAUGAAAAGAGUGGCGAGGAGGGAGCUACGCAGAGCCAUACCAAAGUGGAGUAA